AUGGGCUUGGUAGAAGGAGAGGACAUUCCGUCUUCAAAUGAUUCUUUAGAGUCUGAUGAUCCUCAGGCACCCCCAAGAGUUGAUUAUGUUUUAUCAUAUAGAAGUUAUCUAUCUGAAGCACAGAAACAGAGAGUAGUGUCAUUUAUCCAGGAAAUUCGACCUGAAAUCACUAUUUUUGUAGCAGUCACGCAGAAGAGAAAUAUUCAACCCCCAGGUCCUUUUCUGGAAGGAGAUAUCUGCCUCCUUUUCCCAGCAAAGAGUGGGAAAAAAUCCACAUUUAUGGUCUAUUUACUUUGCGCAACAGCGACACAUUCCAUAGGUGGAGCUGGUUUUCAAAGGGUUUGCCCAUGCCCUGGCAGAUCUUGUGCAAAAACAGCUUCAGGGGUCCAUAUUAUGGAUGAACUAACCAAUGACGAAAAUGUCUCCUUGGAAACUGAUGUGCAUGAAAUUUCUAAUGAAUCUCUGGAGAUUGAAGACCCUGGUGGUGCACCUCAGCCUCCAUACAUUGUACCAUGCAGGAACUCUUUAUCUAAAUCUCAAAAGAAGAUUGUUGAAGAGCGAGUGUGA
Miscanthus lutarioriparius is the source of this 567-nucleotide messenger RNA. NCBI's taxonomy places the organism in Eukaryota, Viridiplantae, Streptophyta, Magnoliopsida, Poales, Poaceae. The record is from the annotation of a GenBank genome assembly.